AUGGGGACUUCUCAAAUACCCUGUCCCUUGGGUGCAUGUCCUGCCUCUUCCCUGCCCUCCUCUCCCGUGGAGACACAGAGCACACGUUUCUCCCUGCUACCAACAUGAGGUUUGUCCUCCUGGCAUGCCUCUGGGCUUCCCUCACAGGAGUCCUGCUGGCAGAUGUAGACACAACCAAACUUGAGAUCCGUCUGGUGGAUGGCCCAAACAGCUGCUCUGGGAGAGUCGAGGUGCUUCACAAGGAUACCUGGGGGACUGUGUGUGAUGAUGGCUGGGAUUUACGAGAGGCCAGGGUGGUGUGCAGGCAUCUGGGCUGUGGAACGGCGCUGUCAGCCCCCCAUGAGUCAAAAUAUGGAGAAGGGAAGGGCCAGAUCUGGCUGAGUGACAUGAACUGCAAAGGCACAGAAGGGUCCCUCACCGAAUGCAAAGCAAAACCAUGGGGAGAGAACACCUGCAACCAUGUGGAAGAUGCCAGUGUGGAGUGCUCAGGAACUGACAUACCUGAGCCAGGGCCUGUCCGUCUGGUGGGAGGCCCAGACCGAUGUGCUGGGAGAGUUGAGGUGCUUCAUGAAGAGCAGUGGGGCAGCGUAUGCCAUGAUGACUGGGACAUAAAAGAUGCCCAAGUUGUGUGCAAACAGCUGGGUUGUGGGGAUGCAGUGCUGGCCCCCAUUGGAGCCAAAUUUGGACGAGGCUUUGACACCAUUUGGCUGGAUGAUGUGAACUGCACGGGGUUAGAAGCUGAUCUCUCUGAAUGUCAGGCGAGGCCAUGGGGGGAUCACAACUGUUACCACGGGGAAGAUGCCAGUGCAAUCUGUUCAGAAUCAGGGAUUACCAUCUCCACCUCAGUCCGCCUGGUGGAUGGCCCAAACCGCUGCACUGGGAGAGUCGAGGUUCUUCACAAUGAUGUCUGGGGGACUGUGUGUGACGACGGCUGGGAUUUAAGGGAAGCAAAGGUUGUGUGCAAGCAGCUGGGCUGUGGAACAGCACUAUCAGCCCUCCCAGAGUCAAAAUACGGAGAAGGGAAGGGCCAGAUCUGGCUGACUGAUGUGAACUGCACAGGAACAGAAGGGUCUAUCACUGAAUGUGAAACCAAGCCAUGGGGAGAGAACACCUGCAACCACGUGGAAGAUGCCAGCGUGGUGUGCUCAGAGGUAGAUGUUCCUGAGACAGGGCCGGUCCGGCUUGUGGAUGGCCCAAACAAGUGUGCUGGAAGAGUUGAGGUACUCCAUGAGAAUCGGUGGGGCAGCGUGUGUGAUGACAACUGGGACAUGGAGGAUGCCAAAGUGGUGUGCAAGCAGGUGGGCUGUGGGUCUCCACUGUCAGCCCUGGGAGGUGCCCGCUACGGCCGAGGGCCAGAUGUCAUCUGGCUGGAUGAUGUGAACUGCACGGGGACAGAAGAAAGCAUCUUUGACUGUCAGGCCAGGCCAUGGGGUCAACACGACUGCUAUCAUGGAGAGGAUGCUGAUGUUGUCUGUGCAUUUAACAAGAAUCUGGAGGAGCCGGAAACAUCGUGAAUGCCAUGCUGACCCUACCAGACCAUGCUCACCUUGCCACAGGAGAAGGGCCAGUAAGAUUCAGCUGAGAAAGAGAACAUUUGGGAUGCUAAAGAACCACCAGUGUGCCUUAACAGAAUUCAAGUUUUGGCAAAACCAUUCUCUCAUCCAUUGAUUGAUCUAGUUUGUUUAUAACUACAUUGAUAGAAAACACAUAUCAAAAUGUUUUCCCACUGAAAAGCAAACAUCAAAAAGUAUCAAUAAAUUUCCCCUAAAACUGA
This is a messenger RNA of Anas platyrhynchos (mallard), 1774 nucleotides long. Its product is annotated as soluble scavenger receptor cysteine-rich domain-containing protein SSC5D. Gene Ontology annotation, molecular function: protein-lysine 6-oxidase activity. Gene Ontology annotation, biological process: peptidyl-lysine oxidation. The record is from RefSeq and is a predicted model, not a curated record. Gene Ontology annotation, cellular component: membrane. NCBI's taxonomy places the organism in Eukaryota, Metazoa, Chordata, Aves, Anseriformes, Anatidae.